UAACCCAUUAUUAUAAUUUUCAAAUGGUUGAAUUUGGUUUUUAAUGCCAGUUCAACUGAAGCAAUGCAAGCGCUCACUCUGACGUCGAUUUUUGCACCCCAACAUGUCGUUUCAAAAAUUUUGGGUGUACUACCCUUCACAAUACAGGACGGUCGACCUGUGUUUUCCAAACUUGGUCUUUGUCACAGUUUUCUGUGCAUCAUUUUGUACGUUUUUGUGGCCCAAAGCUACUACCAGACAAUAUUUGAUGAUACGACCUCAGGUUUUAUUACAUUAAAAAUUUUGAAAUUUAUUACAAUCGCCCGCUAUGUUGGUUACACGGCCGUGAUGAUUAACACAUUCGUUGCUGUUGGUCUGACUUACAAAAAAUUUGUCGCUUUGUUGUCGAAAUUGUAUGGAAUUGAUCGAGGAUUGGGGAAGUUGGGUCUAGAGACAUUUGUUGUAGCAAGUGGUUACAGGAUUAAGAAAAAAAUGUUCUUGUUGGUGAUUUUGGAGUAUUUAAUUGGAAAUAUAGUGUCGAUUUUUUCAUCGCAAUUCAACGACAUUUCCGGUGCUUUUGUUUUACUUUACCCUCGAAUGAUUGGUUGUAACUUGAGUGUGACCUAUUUUGGUACCACUUUGUUACUGGAAGAGAGAUUCAAAUUGGUCAAUAAGUUCCUACUUGGGGAGUGUUUCAAGUCACGAAAUUGUACCAAAUAUCCAACCGAUCCAAAUUUUUGCGACAAAAUCAAAUUAUCGGUCAAUAUUCACAAAGAACUGACCAGAAUUUGUAGAGCUAUCAACUCGAUUUUUUCAGUUUUUUUUCUGCUUUGGGUCACUGUGAAUUUCUUGUGCUUGGUUUCAGAUCUGUACAUUGUUGCUUAUUUAAUCUCAAGCGGCCAGUUUUUUAAUUAUUGGCAAGGCGAGUUGAAAGCUUUUAAGAACGUUUGUAUUUAUUCGAUUGAGAUGUUUUAUAUUGCGAGAAGAUCGUCACGGCUUUGUUCUCAAGCAAACAGAACUAAAACUAUUUUGGUUGGGUUGAAAGUGGAUUUAAGCAAAGAGGAGGAACGAAAUACUAUUAUUACUUCGAGUCUUGAACUUCGACAGUUUACUCUUCAAAUAACGGCUUGUAGACUUUUUACGAUUGAUAAUGCGUUACUUUUUUCGAUCUGUGGAGCUGCCUUUUCAUACCUCUUCAUAAUGAUACAAAUGGACAAAGACUUGAAUAAGUCUCUCCGAAAUGUAACAAAUUCUAUUCUAUAGUUUGCGAAAUAAAUAAACAAUCUCAUGCAA
Messenger RNA from Tribolium castaneum (red flour beetle), 1272 nucleotides. RefSeq names its product gustatory and pheromone receptor 32a. Lineage: Eukaryota; Metazoa; Arthropoda; Insecta; Coleoptera; Tenebrionidae. The record is from RefSeq and is a predicted model, not a curated record. The coding region runs from base 64 to 1242 and encodes 392 amino acids. Gene Ontology annotation, cellular component: membrane; neuronal cell body; axon. The transcript is spliced from 4 exons. Gene Ontology annotation, biological process: male courtship behavior; chemosensory behavior; sensory perception of taste.